Molecule: messenger RNA, 566 nt
Organism: Vitrella brassicaformis
Lineage: Eukaryota; Vitrellaceae
Source: the annotation of a GenBank genome assembly
UGGGACGGCUGGAAAUUGGAGAUGCGGAGAUCGUGCGAGCUUGAAAGAGGCGAGCUGACAGAGAUCGCCCUGGCAAAGGAACGCGACGGGAGCAGCUUGCGAACUAAAUAUCGGGCCGGGGCAACUGGUGAGCGUGUGAUUCUCUUUCAGAUGAAUGAAUCAUUGAUUCUCUUUCAGACCCCGCAAGCGUGUGUGAUGGACGCCCACAACUGGAAGCCCACAGCGGUAAGCAAGGACGGGUUGCCUCCGGAUCCAAAUCGUUGAUUGUUGAUUGUCCGGCUCGGAGGCCGUCAGGAGUCCGGCAGCAGUUGACAGGGAGGGUUAGGGAGAGAAGAAGGAACUGUCCAAGCCCUCAACAGUGGUAGGACACCAGCUCAGUGAUUCGUCAUUCGGGUGGACCAUCGUCAUGUUUGUACUUGGCAUACCGGUUGUGCCAGCAGCAGCAAGAACACGCCACCACACAGGCACCCACCCAGGUAUUGAAUGAAUGAAUGCCUAGCACCAAGAUCUUUCGAUGGGUUGCGUCAUGAUGCAGAUCCGACGCUGGGAGCCGGCAGAAGCUCUAG